AUGGUAUUAAGGUCAAUGUUUUUCGCAGUAGUAGUCGCUUGUACUGCGGCGCGACCCGAACCACCUUCCUCUUAUGGACCUCCAUCAACAUCUUACGGGGCACCAGCACCCCAGUACGGGCCGCCGCAGCAGCAGCCUAUUGUGCAUAAACAUGUGUACGUGCAUGUGCCACCUCCUGACAAUGAACAACCCGCUCCCCGGAAACCUGUUCACGUGCCUCCACCACAGAAACAUUAUAAAAUAGUAUUUAUCAAGGCACCAACUCCCCCCACUCCAACUGCUCCGGUCAUUCCAGUACAACCUCAAAACGAAGAGAAGACCCUGGUCUACGUUUUAGUGAAAAAGCCCGAGGAGCAACCGGAAAUUGUUAUCCCGACUGCAGCACCUACACAACCCUCCAAACCGGAAGUCUACUUUAUCAGAUACAAGACACAAAAACAAGAAGGAUACCCUGCUGCUGCUGCUCCUGCUUCAGAAUAUGGCCCACCAGCAUCUGCUCCGUCAUCUGAAUACGGUGCUCCC
This is a messenger RNA of Brenthis ino (lesser marbled fritillary), 522 nucleotides long. NCBI's taxonomy places the organism in Eukaryota, Metazoa, Arthropoda, Insecta, Lepidoptera, Nymphalidae. The record is from the annotation of a GenBank genome assembly.